Molecule: messenger RNA, 1426 nt
Organism: Sorghum bicolor (sorghum)
Lineage: Eukaryota; Viridiplantae; Streptophyta; Magnoliopsida; Poales; Poaceae
Product: xyloglucan endotransglucosylase/hydrolase protein 31
Exons: 3
Coding region: 182-1126 (314 amino acids)
Biological process (GO): xyloglucan metabolic process; cell wall biogenesis
Cellular component (GO): cell wall; apoplast
Molecular function (GO): hydrolase activity, hydrolyzing O-glycosyl compounds; xyloglucan:xyloglucosyl transferase activity
Source: RefSeq, a predicted model, not a curated record
CCCCACCUCUCACACAGUCACACACACUCUAGUGUGUGCUACCUCUUCUCGCUCCUCUUUCUUCCUAUAUAUAUACACUUUCAUGGACUAAACUCGCCAGGAGCUUCAGCGCUAGCUCGAUCAGCAGCCACUGGCCGGUAGCUAGCUACCAGAGAGCACCCGAAGCUUAAGCUAGCUAGCAAUGGCUGCGGCGGCGACUCCUCCUGGUGGUCGUCCUAGCAGCAGCAGCAUUUCACGGCGCGCCGCCGCCGUGGUGCCGGCCUUGCUGCUGCUGGCGGCGGCGAUGGCCGCCUCCGCCGCCGACGCGCAGCCUUCCCCGGGGUACUACCCGAGCUCCAGGUUCAGGCCGGUGCCGUUCAACCGCGCCUACAACAACAAGUGGGGCCCGCAGCACCAGACGCUCUCCGGCGACCAUUCCGCCCUCACCAUCUGGCUCGACAGGACCUGCGGUAGUGGUUUCAAGUCGAAGCACGCGUACAGGAACGGCUACUUCUCCACUCGCAUCAAGCUCCCCGCCGGCUACACCGCCGGCACCAACACCGCCUUCUACCUGUCCAACAACGAGGCGCACCCCGGUUUCCACGACGAGAUCGACAUGGAGUUCCUGGGCACGAUCCCAGGCGAGCCCUACACGCUGCAGACGAACGUGUACGUGCGCGGCAGCGGCGACGGCCGCAUCGUGGGUCGCGAGAUGCGGUUCCACCUCUGGUUCGACCCCACCGCGGCCUACCACACGUACGCCAUCCUGUGGAACCCCGACGCCAUCACUUUCUUCGUCGACGACGUCCCCGUCCGCCGCUACGAGCGCCGCACCGAGCUCACCUUCCCGGACAGACCCAUGUGGGUGUACGGCUCCAUCUGGGACGCCUCCGACUGGGCCACCGACGACGGCCGCCACCGCGCCGACUACCGCUACCAGCCCUUCGUCGCGCGCCUCGACCGCUUCGUCGUCGCCGGGUGCUCUGUCUCCGCGCCCCCGGCGUGCAGGCCCGUGCCGGCGUCGCCGGCGGGGGCUGGGCUCACGGCGCAGCAGUACGCGGCGAUGCGGUGGGCGCAGCGGGACCACAUGGUUUACUACUACUGCAACGAUUUCCGCAGGGACCAUUCGCUCACGCCCGAGUGCUAGCCGCCCGGGUUGCUGUUGCUGCGCGGCGUGCCGCCCGCUUGAUUAAUUGGUGCUUUGUGUUUUGUUGUUUAUUUGUUAGUACUACUGCUACAGUGCUAGUACUACUAUUAUGGUGCAGGGGGGUGUGUGUGCAGUGGCUGCCCUACCACCGCCGCGGGGCGCUCUGUUUGUGAUGAGGCGCCGGCGGAGGCCGGUGGUUGUGGCGUGGGUCGUUGGCGUAUCGCCAACAAAGUGGUGUGUCGCCGUGUGCGUCUACGUACGUACGUACUUUUCUUGCCAUUGUUGCUUUGCAUUUGGUCU